UGCAAUGACGACGUGAGAUAUGAAUAACUCCGGAUCAAAGUUAGUGUUUAUCUUGUCUCUGUUGGCUGUUUUGUCGUCUGCUGCGGCGUUUAACGUGGACAUUUCUUCAAAUCACAUUGAUAUCAUUUCGUCGCCUGAUGUAAACACAAAACUUUUAACAGUUCCACUAAGUAGUAAUAUUUCCGAUACAACUUCGUAUUUUGGAUAUACUGUUGGAAUUAACAUGGUCGACAUAAAUAAUAUAACAAAGGCAAGAUUGCUCGUAGGAUCACCACUGCACAGAGCAACAAAUCGAUCUUCAGUUCAUCCGCACAUUGAAAAAAAGCCGGAAGGAGGAAUUUAUGAAUGCCAAAUUGAAAACAUUUUCAUAAUUGAAAAAAAUGAUUCCGAAAUAUCUUCACUCUGCGUGCCAAUUCAUCCAGAAAAACGACUCCCCGGCGAUGUAUUUGGAAAAAGUGUUUCUUCAAAUCCUGAUGGAGAUAUGACGGCUUGCUCUGCAACGAGAGGAAAGACUGCUCUUCUGCAAUUCAUUUACCGGGGUUUUGUUAUAGAAGUUCUGAUUUUGGAAAGACGUGGAAUAUGGAUAAACGGUCAAGAAAUGCAGCUUGCGGUGUGGAAACAGUCGACGUCAUGUUCGUUCUUGAUGGUUCGGCUUCAGUAGUCGGUCACUUUCAAAAGAUUAAAGAUUUUGCAACGAAUAUCACGGCCUUGCUUGACAUAGAAAAGGGCACAAUACACGUUGGAGUCAUUCAGUAUUCAACGUAUAUAUGGAAAAGACCCCAGCAUCGAAAAAAUUACAUCAAAACCGAAUUAAAACUAGGAGAGUUUCAAAAUUUGGAAGAUUUUCAAGAAGCCAUGUCGCAUGUAAAUAUUAGCAUGGGUAGCACAAUGACAGGUGCUGCAUUAAAAAAAGUCGUUGACGAUUUCACACAAUCUGAAAGAUAUAACUCUUCGACCAAUAAACAAGUUAUGAUACUUCUUACCGACGGGCGUUCAAUAUAUUCGAAACGAGUAACAAUUUAUGCUCAACAACUUCGUGACUUUGGAGUUGUUCCUUAUGCGAUUGGAGUUGGACAGGAAACUGAUGACAAUGAACUAAGAGUGAUUGCCACGGGAACAGAUACUGAUGUCAGAGUAUAUAAAGUUGAAAAUUUUGAAGGACUGAAUGAUAUUGUUGAUGAUUUUCAAAGUGAAAUCUUGAGCUCUCAGUUAGAAUUUGGCGAGACAAGAUUUUCGUCGCAUUAUGGAGCUAUAGUGAAAGAUGAAAACAAUACCACAGAACAACAGCUUCUACACACGAUGCGUGAUUUCUUUAUUGCUGGAACCGAAACUUCGUCAAGGUCUGGAGUUCCUUCGAUGAGUCACAAGGAAGCAAUGACAUAUACGUGUGCGUUCAUCCAUGAAACAACCAGAUUAAGAACGUUGGUACCUUUAGCAAUUCCGCACGUUACGACAGAAAAUGUGAAAUUCAAAGGAUACAGAAUACCAAAAGGAACACCAGUACUGCCGAACUUAUAUGCCGCAAAUCACGACCCAAACGUCUUUGAGCAUCCGAACGAAUUCAAGUCUGAAAGAUUCAUUGAUGACACUGGGAAAUUUGUUCCGAGUAAUCAAGUGGUUCCGUUCUCUGUUGGUCCAAGAUAUUGUCUUGGCGAACAACUUGCAAAAAUGGAACUCUUUCUUUUCCUAACCAACAUAAUACAAAGAUUUGAAAUCGUACCUGAUCCUGAAAAACCUCUGCCCAGUUUUCGUGACAGUGUUACCGGAAUGGCCGAUGUCGCCUUACCAUACGACAGUGGCGUGAUCCAUUCCAUUCUUGACCAAAUAAUGUUUCAAAAAUGUGACCAUUAUACUCGACUAUGGAUUGCGUCAUCAUCGGAGUAG
Styela clava is the source of this 1884-nucleotide messenger RNA. The record is from RefSeq and is a predicted model, not a curated record. Lineage: Eukaryota; Metazoa; Chordata; Ascidiacea; Stolidobranchia; Styelidae.